AUGGGUUUCGAAUUCACGGCGUCCGGUUCACGAUCGUUUCAAGAGCCUGCCAUCCAGGCUGACGAUCACUUACAGCGAUUAGCGCAAAUGACCCAAGGUGUUGGCCAUACGGCCAUCUCGAAGUCCGACUCCACUGACGGAAGUGACCCGAACUCGAACGGUCAGCCCGACCCCACACUGUAUCAGUCAGCCGCUGCAGCAGCUUAUGUGCACCAGUACGGGAACUGGCCGAAUGCGUACUAUCAACAGUUCGGGCAGCCGAUGAAUCCUGCUGCGGCUGCAUUCUCUGCAUGGCCACCACAGUGCUAUGCUCCGCCACAUUGGCCAAAUUACGCGCAAUCCAAGAAGGGUCGACAAACCUAUCAACGAUAUCAAACAUCCGUUCUCGAGAAUAAAUUCCAACAGAGCAGUUAUGUAAGCAAGAAGCAACGUGAAGAGUUACGCUUACAAACCAAUCUCACUGAUCGCCAAAUCAAAAUUUGGUUUCAAAAUAGGCGAAUGAAAGCGAAAAAAGAGAAGAAUCGUACGGACGAGCAAAAUGAGCACUCAGCGCUGUUGCCCGCAAAUCCUCCGAAAGCCCUGGUCGAGACAUCACAAGUUGUGGACGUCGAUCGUGAGAAGAAGUCGGCGGCAGCUGCUGCGGCAGCAUCCGGAUGGUGUAUGGCACCGAUGCCGACUAUGCCUCAGCCAUGGACGAACCCUCCACCUCAUCCUUCAUAUGUACCAUAUCCUAUUUGUCCACCAAAUAUAUGA
Messenger RNA from Anisakis simplex (herring worm), 753 nucleotides. The record is from the annotation of a GenBank genome assembly. Lineage: Eukaryota; Metazoa; Nematoda; Chromadorea; Rhabditida; Anisakidae.